Lampris incognitus (smalleye Pacific opah) is the source of this 1348-nucleotide messenger RNA. RefSeq names its product gap junction alpha-5 protein-like. Gene Ontology annotation, cellular component: connexin complex. NCBI's taxonomy places the organism in Eukaryota, Metazoa, Chordata, Actinopteri, Lampriformes, Lampridae. The transcript is spliced from 7 exons. Gene Ontology annotation, biological process: cell communication. The record is from RefSeq and is a predicted model, not a curated record. Bases 137 to 1348 code for a protein of 403 amino acids.
CUGGUCUGAAAUCUGGUCUCUGACUGCAGUUUGCAGCCCCUUCCCACUACUUCAGGUUAUUCCAGUACACUGGUUGUUAUUGGUGAGAAGUAACCUGUGGAGGUGUUAAGAACCCUGAGCUGCACUGUGACUGGCUAUGGCAGACUGGAGCCUACUAGGAAACUUCCUGGAGGAAGUACAAGAACAUUCUACUUAUGUUGGCAAGGUCUGGCUAACGAUUCUGUUCAUCUUCCGUAUCCUGGUUCUUGGUACGGCUGCUGAGUCAUCGUGGGGAGAUGAACAGGAAGACUUCACCUGUGAUACUGAACAGCCUGGCUGUGAAAAUGUCUGUUAUGACCGAGCAUUCCCCAUUGCUCAUAUCAGAUACUGGGUGCUCCAGAUUGUGUUUGUGUCCACUCCCAGCCUGAUCUAUAUGGGCCACGCCAUGCACACCGUCCGCAGAGAUGAGAAGAGGAGGAGCAGAGGAGAGGAGGGAGAGGAGUGCGAGACGAAAGAGGAUGACCCGGGAGGAGGAGAAAAAAGGGAGAAGAGUAUAAAGCAAGCGGCAGAAGAGGAUGAGCAGAAGGAAGAUAUUGGAUCAGGGAAUCGUAUCCACCUGAGGGGGGCACUAUUACAGACCUAUAUAAUCAGUAUAUUGAUACGGACGGUCAUGGAGGUGGUGUUCCUGUGUUUGCAAUACUUCCUGUAUGGAGUCUUCCUCCAUCCGCUCUACGUCUGCCAGGCCUGGCCGUGUCCCCAUCCAGUAAACUGCUAUAUCUCUAGACCAACUGAGAAGAACGUCUUCAUUGUGUUCAUGAUGGCUGUGUCAGCCGUCUCCCUCGCCCUCAGCAUGCUGGAACUCCAACACUUAGCAUGGAGACACUGCUGCAGGCGGUUGUUGGCAAGGCGUAAGGGCAGUGACCCCGGCGAUGCCACAAUGACAAGACAGCUCCCACCUCCAUCAACACCACCACCAGACUUCAACCAAUGUGUGAUAGGCUCCUCGCACUUUAUGUCCCUCCCUUUUCCCCACCAUCAGUUGACAAGUCAGCAGAAUUCGGAGAACAUGGCUGCUGAGAGGCACAAAAUAGCUGCUGCUGUGGAUGAAAACUUCAUCCAAAUGAACCGUUACCAAUCUGGAGGCCAGGAAGCCAGCUACAGUCAAAUCCAAGAGUGUGACUUCCUGAAAUGUGAAGCUGACCGCUACAGUACCAGGAACAGGGAAGACGGCUGCCCUCCAGUUAGAAAAGGUGGCCCAGCCUGCCUGGUGCCGAGCCAGAAUGGGGGACUCUUCCAGAAGGACAACCGUCGACUCAGCAAAACCAGUGGAACCAGCAGCCGAACCAGGGCAGGUGACCUAGCUGUUUAG